Closterium sp. NIES-67 is the source of this 1376-nucleotide messenger RNA. The record is from the annotation of a GenBank genome assembly. Lineage: Eukaryota; Viridiplantae; Streptophyta; Zygnematophyceae; Desmidiales; Closteriaceae.
CUCGAAGAUAAACGCUUGGGUCACGAGAACGCAAAUCCUUCUGACGGCGCUAGGGCUAACAUUUUCAUUGCUGCCGACAGGCCUUCUCGAUAGGAACCGACGGAUCUAGUUGAAGACCGACGAUCACGCACUGCUCGACGACGGAUAGGCUAAACUAGCCGGAUCCAUCUGUAGGCAACACACUUCGCGUCUGCAGAGAACUAGUCUACUGUGUGACAUUCUUGACAUAAGUAGUAGAUGCAUCGAUUGAAGAGAGAUUAUCAACCAGUGAGCGUAUGCAAUAGGUUUUUUGGCUGUUUAUAGCACUCUCGCGUAGCAAAUCGUCCAAUUCCCCACUUCGCUUCAACUACGAGACAGUUUGGUCCCACCAAAGCACGACUUUUUUCCAAACGGUCAUCAUGCGAGUCGCAAUCAGGCUCGCGCUGCUGCUGUGCCUCGUCGCCGUGCUGUCGUCCCUACUGCUCCCCGUCGCCAGCAGCAGCAAUAUCAGUCCCGGCGGGCCCCUUCGCGGUGGGGUCGCAAACGGCGGUGCGAAGACGCCUCCGAACGCUAUUAACGAGGGUGAAGAUGAUGACGAGGAUGAUCUGCUGGAGGUGCUGCAGGAGGUCGGCAAGCUCGGGAACUACAGCUUCUUCACCAACCAACUCUUGACGUCACAAGCGUUUCCCGAGUUCAAAUUACCCAAGCCGCCCAAGAAGGGCAACGGGACGAAGAACGGAGGCGGGUUUCGGCUGAUUAAGAAGAAGCGAACCAUUUUCAUGCCAGUCGACACCGGGAUGAUUCGCGUGACGCUGCAGUCUUACCCGCGCGACGUGGCGAUGAAAAUCUUCAGAUUUCAUAUCGCGAAGGGGAUGCACGAUUUCAUGGAGCUCAAAGCGUUACCAUCUCAAGCAAAGCUGCCGACGUACGAAGGCGGAUUGAUCACGAAAGUUUCGCGAAAGAAUACGAAGCUGAUCGUGCAGCUGAAGGGGAAAGGGUUUAUUCCGACGACGAUUGUAACGGGCGAUUUGCAGCGAGGGCGUAACACCAUCGUACACGGUAUAACGUCCCUCAUGCUUCCGCCCGACUUGUAGCGGAGCUGUCUCAACGCCGCACCCUCGCUUUUCUGAAGCAGAGACGAAGAUUCCUAUUUUCAACUUCCUUCAAAGGGCGUGUCGCCGGGAUCAGCGGAGGGUAAAUAAAGAAUCGUCCAAGAGGACGUGAUACGUGUCGCAUAGACGACGCAUACUAGCUGGAGAUAUCGCACGGGGAGGCAUUAUCAGCCCCACAGGCUUGCUGCUGCGGUUUUCACCAAAUGCAUGAUGGAACCGCUAGGGGUUGCUCCAGUUGUACACCCCUUGCAUGUAACUUUGUUGUAUUAAAAGAAAGCCAUUAUA